AUGUCUUCCGGACACCAACGCUCGAUGAACACGAACCAGCCCUCCGCAAGUCAUAACUCAGCCCGGCCCAAUCGUGUUGUUCUACCUCACUUCUCUGAUAUCCUGCAGCCGCGAUCUGCAGCACCGUCCACCUCAGUUAGACGAGUCAACGCCGGACAGCACGACUCUCAUCGCCCCGCUCAGUACACGAACUUGGGCUCAUCCGAAUUUCCCUUGGCAUUUGCUCUGGACGCACCGACAGACGACGCGGUCACACCAUACAUCCCAGAAGACGCCCCACGCCGCCGCGAGACCGCACCAUGGCAAAUAACGGUCCCGACGACAAGAAUCACCCCCCAGCACAUAAACCUCAUCACCCCCGCCAAGCUCGAGGCCUACGACGACCUCGCCAUCUUCGCCGGCCCCGCAUCUCCCCUGCCCACCGUCGCCUUCUCUCCCGCCAUCGACCUCGGCGAGCUGCUGUGGUUCUACGGCCUCGACUUCCCCAAGGCGAAGAGGACCUUUCGCACGGACCGCGAUCUGCGGAGAAGAUGGUGCUCCGCGGUGCUCAGGGAGCGCCAGUGCCGCGCGUGUCUCCACGACCACUGUCGCGCGGACGGCAGCGUCGACUACCACGUCGGGCUCGGGCAGCGCCGCUGCGCGUGGGCUCAAUGUCCCUUCGUCGUCCCUCAUGAAGUCGGGGACGAUAAGGCGCCCAGGGCGUUGUCAGCGCAUAUGGCGCUGACGCACUUUUGCCAGACGCUGAUGUGCCCGCUGUGCAAGCGCGCGUUGAAGAUCGCGAAGGAGAGCGGCUUUUUGGCGUAUGAUGUGAUUGCGAAGCAUCUGGCGACCGGGCUUUGUUUGGGACUGGCAAAAUAUGCGCUUGAGAAGGCUCAACCUGUUCCUCGCCCGAAUUUGGGUGCGGACCCCGGGAUCGUGGAAGGUGAAGAUGCGCCGCGUUUCCGAGUUUGA
This is a messenger RNA of Schizophyllum commune H4-8, 951 nucleotides long. RefSeq lists its product as uncharacterized. The coding region runs from base 1 to 951 and encodes 316 amino acids. Lineage: Eukaryota; Fungi; Basidiomycota; Agaricomycetes; Agaricales; Schizophyllaceae. The record is from RefSeq and is a predicted model, not a curated record. The transcript is spliced from 2 exons.